This is a messenger RNA of Prinia subflava (tawny-flanked prinia), 4063 nucleotides long. It is a transcript of the gene HMGCR, whose product is annotated as 3-hydroxy-3-methylglutaryl-CoA reductase. Gene Ontology annotation, cellular component: endoplasmic reticulum membrane; peroxisomal membrane. The transcript is spliced from 20 exons. The coding region runs from base 145 to 2874 and encodes 909 amino acids. Gene Ontology annotation, molecular function: hydroxymethylglutaryl-CoA reductase (NADPH) activity; protein binding; NADP binding. Lineage: Eukaryota; Metazoa; Chordata; Aves; Passeriformes; Cisticolidae. Gene Ontology annotation, biological process: isoprenoid biosynthetic process; coenzyme A metabolic process; sterol biosynthetic process. The record is from RefSeq and is a predicted model, not a curated record.
GUGCGGGGGAUGCCCGUGCCGCUGUCCCGUUACCUUCCCGUCGCUGUCGUGCUGCCCGCGGGCUGCGGGGAUAACCCCCCGUGUGCGGUGUGGAGGCGGAAGAGAUGGGCCUGUGCCGGGCGGCUUUGCCCUCUCUGAUAAAAAAUGCCUUCUGGCAGCGUGUCAGGGUCUCUGUGCUGUCGUGUGCCUUCCAGGUUUGCUGAGUGUAGAGAGCCAGGCUUGAAGAUGCUGUCCAGACUCUUCCGAAUGCACGGCCUCUUUGUGGCCUCUCAUCCCUGGGAGGUCAUCGUGGGAACAGUGACUCUCACCAUCUGCAUGAUGUCUAUGAAGAUGUUCACUGGGAAUGAUAAGAUCUGUGGCUGGAAUUAUGAGUGCCCCAAACUUGAAGAAGAUGUUCUGAGCAGUGACAUCAUCAUCCUGACAAUCACACGCUGCAUAGCAAUUCUUUAUAUAUAUUUCCAGUUUCAGAACCUAAGGCAGCUUGGAUCAAAAUACAUUUUAGGUAUUGCUGGUCUCUUCACAAUCUUCUCAAGUUUUGUUUUUAGUACUGUGGUAAUUCACUUCUUGGAUAAAGAACUGACAGGUUUAAAUGAAGCUUUACCAUUCUUCCUGCUUCUGAUCGAUCUAUCACGAGCGAGCGCGUUGGCCAAAUUUGCUCUCAGUUCAAACUCACAGGAUGAAGUAAGAGAAAAUAUUUCACGUGGGAUGGCAAUACUGGGCCCUACGUUUACCCUGGAUGCGCUUGUGGAGUGUCUUGUGAUCGGUGUUGGUACCAUGUCAGGUGUACGACAGCUUGAAAUUAUGUGCUGCUUUGGCUGCAUGUCUGUUCUUGCCAACUACUUUGUCUUCAUGACCUUCUUUCCAGCCUGUGUGUCUUUGGUACUUGAGCUUUCAAGGGAGAGUCGUGAAGGGCGCCCUAUAUGGCAGCUGAGUCAUUUUGCUCGUGUUCUGGAAGAGGAGGAGAACAAACCAAAUCCUGUAACACAGAGGGUCAAAAUGAUAAUGUCACUGGGUUUGGUUCUUGUCCACGCCCACAGCCGUUGGAUAGCAGAGCCAGCUGCUCAAAACAGCACUGUUGAGAAUUCAGUGGGAUUGGAUGAGAAUGCACCGAAGAGAAUUGAACCUAAUGUUUCACUGUGGCAGUUCUACCUUUCUCGAAUGGCCAGUAUGGAUAUUGAGCAAGUAAUCACGCUUGGAUUAGCCCUUCUCCUUGCUGUCAAAUAUAUUUUCUUUGAGCAAGCGGAGACUGAGUCCACCCUCUCACUGAAGAAUCCCAUAACGUCUCCUGUGAUGGUGCAGAAAAAGGUCCCUGAGAAUUGUUGCAGGAAGCAGGCUGGACUUCUGAAAAACAAUCCGAAAUCUAACACAGCAGAAGAAGCCCUCAUUCCCAAAGAUGAAAGUGCCGAAGUCAUAAAACCUGUUAUGGCAGAGUCAUCAGCCAAGGCUACAUUUGUGGUUGGCAAUUCCAGCCCUGUGGAAACUUCUUCAUAUCUCAGUGGAAAAGAGGAAGAGAUUGAGUUACCUAAAGAACCACGUUCAAUUGAGGAGUGUGUUCGUAUACUUGGAAAUGCACAGGAAGGAGCAAAAUUUCUUACUGAUGCUGAGGUCAUCAGCUUAGUUAAUGCUAAGCAUAUUCCUUCAUACAAACUGGAAACCCUGAUGGAAACCCAGGAGCGAGGUGUAUCCAUUCGCAGACAGAUGUUGUCUAAGAAACUUCCUGAACCUUCAUCUUUGCAGUAUCUCCCUUAUAGGAAUUAUAAUUAUUCUUUGGUGAUGGGAGCUUGCUGUGAAAACGUGAUUGGCUAUAUGCCUAUUCCUGUGGGCGUAGCAGGACCACUGUUUCUGGAUAACAAAGAGUUCCAAGUGCCAAUGGCAACAACAGAGGGAUGUCUUGUAGCAAGCACAAACAGAGGAUGUAGAGCAAUAUGUCUGGGUGGAGGAGCGCGCAGCCGCAUCCUGGCCGACGGGAUGACUCGAGGACCUGUCGUAAGGCUGCCCACUGCUUGCCAGGCUGCAGAGGUGAAAGUCUGGCUGGAAAGCCCUGAAGGUUUUAAAGUAAUGAAGGAAGCUUUUGACAGCACAAGUAGGUUUGCCCGCCUACAAAAACUUCUCAUCAGUUUGGCUGGUCGUAACCUUUAUAUCCGUUUCCAGUCUGGAACAGGGGAUGCAAUGGGAAUGAAUAUGAUUUCAAAAGGUACUGAAAAAGCUCUGGCAAGGCUGAAUGAAGAGUUUCCUGACCUUCAGGUUAUAGCUAUCAGUGGCAACUACUGCACAGACAAAAAACCUGCUGCUAUAAACUGGAUAGAAGGAAGAGGAAAGUCUGUUGUCUGUGAAGCAGUCAUUCCAGCUAAGGUUGUUAGAGAAGUAUUGAAAACAACCACGGAAGAUCUCGUGGAAGUCAACAUAAACAAGAAUCUGGUGGGCUCUGCGAUGGCCGGGAGCAUAGGGGGCUACAACGCACACGCAGCCAACAUCGUGACAGCCAUCUACAUUGCCUGCGGUCAGGAUGCUGCACAGAACGUGGGCAGCUCCAACUGCAUCACCCUGAUGGAGAGGACAGGCGCCACCAACGAGGACCUGUACAUCAGCUGCACGAUGCCUUCCAUAGAAAUAGGCACGGUCGGGGGAGGCACCAACCUGCUCCCACAGCAGGCCUGCUUGCAGAUGUUAGGGGUUCAAGGUGCAAGCCAAGAUAACCCUGGUGAAAACGCCCGUCAGCUUGCUAAAAUUGUUUGUGCUACAGUGAUGGCAGGGGAGUUAUCACUGAUGGCUGCUCUUGCAGCAGGGCAUCUAGUCAAAAGCCACAUGAUCCACAACAGGUCAAAGAUAAAUCUACAGGAUCUUCAAGGAACCUGCACUAAAAAGGCAGCUUGAAUACUGAAAUGGCUUUGAAAUGAAGAAUUGUUCUAGUAAUUGACCAGGUGCACAAGGAAAAAAACCAAAAUCUAUAAAGUUUAGAAUAAAGAUCGCCUUCAACUCAAUGAUGUCUGUGUAAGAGCAACUAAGAGAUCAAGACUUGAGAUUAGUUAUGCUUGACCUUCUUAAGUGGUUAGAGACUGAAAGAUCAGACAUCUUGAAUAUGGCUUUUGAAUUCUUACCCUCACACAUCAUUUUCUAAAAAGUCAGUCUUACAUUUUUACAGGUUGAGAUUAUUUCACCUGACAAAGUCCUGGUAACUACUAAACUGAAAAGUAAUGUAAUGAGCUUUGUAUGUUUAAAUUAACAAAACAGAAGGAGUUGGUGUAAACUUGGAUUGAAUGCACUGGUCCUUGCCAUCUCUAUUUUCUGGUUAGACAGGCAUGUUUUUUAAAAUGAUGGCAGGCCUAAUUACCUUCUAUGAACUCCCAGUUUUAAUUUGUUCACAUGUAAAACAGGCCUUAGGCUAUCAGACAGUUUAAUUGAAUGAUAUUAAUUUAAUAGAAAUCUGUCUAUAUAUAGUACUUAAUUUGCCGCUGCUUCGGCUAAGCAGUGUUCAGUGUUUAACUCCACAAUUUAGGUUAUUCCUUUAUGUAAAACUUGUGAUCUGUAAAGUUUUGAGCUGUUAAAUAUAAUCCGUACCGAAGUAGGGAAGAACAGCGUCUUCAACUGUUUCGUUACUUUGUAGAAAAAAUGAAAUGGUAACUUCAAAACAGUUAUGUGUCAGGUAUUUAAGUAAAUGUAGUUUCUCAAACAAUAUUUGAUAGGAGUGCAUUCAAACAAACAAGAGUCAAGAACAGAUGUUUACACUUACUUAAGAAGUCUCUUUAGGAAUACACAUACACAUUGUGUACCUUAUGUUGGGGAUUUUUUAUAAGGUGUUUGACAUUUAUUCUCCAAGAAUAGGUGUUUAUCCACCAUUUAAGCUGAGAGAAAACAAAGCCAGAAAACCACACUGUUCUUAAAAAAAAAAAGAAGGGGAUUUUUUUCUUUUCUUUUGAACUUUGUUUUUGAGGCGGGGACUAUUUAUUUUAAGAAGAAAUCUUACCUUUUUUGUCAAUGAAAAGUUCUAAUUAAGGGGAUUCAAUGAAAUGACUUAAUGUAAGAAGCAGUUUUUGUAAUAAAAUACUGUACUUGGACCAGUGAA